Strigops habroptila (Kakapo) is the source of this 2275-nucleotide messenger RNA. It is a transcript of the gene PECR, whose product is annotated as peroxisomal trans-2-enoyl-CoA reductase. Gene Ontology annotation, biological process: phytol metabolic process. NCBI's taxonomy places the organism in Eukaryota, Metazoa, Chordata, Aves, Psittaciformes, Psittacidae. The transcript is spliced from 8 exons. The coding region runs from base 11 to 916 and encodes 301 amino acids. Gene Ontology annotation, cellular component: peroxisome. Gene Ontology annotation, molecular function: trans-2-enoyl-CoA reductase (NADPH) activity. The record is from RefSeq and is a predicted model, not a curated record.
GGGGGGGAAGAUGGCGGCGGCACGCGGGCUGCUGGCGGCCGGGCUGUUCCGCGGGCGGGUGGCCAUCGUCACCGGCGGCGGCACCGGCAUCGGCAAGGCCAUAGCCGCCGACUUGCUGGCGCUAGGUUGCAGCGUUGUUAUUGCCUCUCGUAAAUUUGACCGAUUAAAAGCUGCUGCAGAAGAACUGAAUAAUACAUUUUCUUCCAUGAGUCCUGUCAAAGUGACUCCCAUACAGUGCAAUAUCCGCAAUGAAGAUGAGGUAGAAGCUUUGGUGAAGUCUACACUAAGUCUGUAUGGGAAGAUUGACUUCCUGGUGAACAAUGGAGGGGGCCAAUUUGCAAGUCCUUCUGAAGCCAUCCGUGCAAAAGGCUGGAAUGCCGUGAUAGACACAAAUCUGACAGGGACCUUCUACUGCUGCAAAGCAGUGUACAAUGCCUGGAUGAAGGAACAUGGAGGAGUCAUUGUCAACAUUACUGCUACCGUGAGAAAUGGGUUUCCUGGAGCGUCGCAUUCAGGAGCUGCAAGAGCUGCAGUGAAUAACCUAACCAAGACUUUGGCUUUAGAAUGGGCCCACAGCGGAGUAAGAAUCAACAGUGUUGCUCCUGGACUAGUUUUUUCAGAAACUGCUGUCGCAAAUUAUGGAGAACAAGGUACAACGAUGUGGUUACAGAGCAUACCAAAGAUUCCUGCCAGGAGGUCCGCGGUUCCUGAGGAGGUCUCUCCGGCAGUGUGUUUCCUGCUAUCUCCAGCUGCUUCUUACAUAACUGGGAUAACUGUGGCUGUGGAUGGUGGCCGGAGUUUAUACGGCCAUGUCCUAGAGACACCCGAUCAUGACAGAUGGCCCUCGCCACCAGAAGGAAAAAAUUCUGAAAUGCUUAGAAAGCUUCUUUCUGGCAAGUUCAAGCCAAAGCUGUAAAAGAAUGAGAUUUCACCUUAUUCCUAGUUGCACACUUGCUGGUAAUCUCGCUUUGUGAUACUGCUUAUUCUCGGUAAUACAUUUUUUUUGCUCAUACAUAACUACAUUGAGUACCCUGAUCUUCACUGGUUUAUAUUUAAAACUUGAAAGGUAAUACAUAGUGAAUUUCUACUCUGAAAACGCUCACUGCCCUGAAAACAUUCAGUCUCCUGGAGAGGGAAGGUAUAAAAGACGAAUUCUCCAUUUGUACAGACAUUAAGAGUCUCAGACAGAAGUGAAUAAAUAAUAAAGAGAGUAGAGAGGGAAUGUUUCAGAAUCCUUCUAUUGCUGAUGAAUUUAGGGAGAAGGUUAUUUAAAUCUCUGUUAUUAGUUGCAUUGGUAACCCUUGAGGUAGCUGUUAGCUCUACCCUAUUUCUGUUCAGCCACACACUGAGUGUUCAACAAUGAUUUGAAGACUGAGUAGGUAUUUCUCUGAAAAGAAUGAAAAAUAAGGCAGAAUACUGAUAUUAAUGUUUCAAACUAUUAUGGCAUAUCAUAUUGGAAAUGUUUUUAAUUGUUUGCAGAUAUAACAACAUAAUGGAGUUAAACUGGUGGCAACUUAAGUUUGCUAAUAGAAUAAUCAGAUAAUAAACUUAAGCUUUAAUUUACAGUGAUGGAAAAUCAUAUAGAUUCAACAAUUUAACAUGCAAAAUCUUUAAUGAAAAGCUGUGGUGCAUACUGUGGUGCUUUCUGCAGUAUGCUCUAUUGUUAAAGCAGAAACUUGGAAUCCUUCAUUUACCUCUUAAAAUGCUUUCUAUCCAUACUGUGUUUUCUUACAGUGUUAAUGCCGUUUUGUUCGUCAGUGUCUCAAAUAGGUGUGAUUUUUGUGAUCAAUGGAGAGAUUUCAUUUAAAAAACAGAAAUCUUGCAAUAUAUCACUUGAAGAGGCUAUAUUUGUCAUUAUUCACUUCUUAAAAUUCACUUCAAAGCAAGUCUUCCCAUGUCUGGUAACUUUAAUAAAAAUAUGAAAAAUAAGUGACGACUGUGUUUGCUGCAAAAACUGAAAUUUGUGGAAUCAAGUUGCUGCUAUAGAAGCGACCUCUUUAAUACUUCAUUUUGGAUUGAAUAUAAGAGUCUCUGCAAAGAGACUCUGUCUGUUUGUUGUCUGCAAAGUGUUUGACCUUUUUGUCUUUCAUUAAAAUAUGGGAACUUGCAUAGGUACAUGGAGAUUGCUUUUUCGUGAAAAUCUGAAUGCCAGUUUGAGGGGAGGGUGUUGGAACCAAAAUGCUUUCUCCUUUUGAUAUGGCCUCUUUCCUUAGUAACUGGGUGCUCAUUCAUGUGGUAUAAGCUUGUACAAAGAUAAAAAUCAGCCUUUUUCGAA